Gadus macrocephalus (Pacific cod) is the source of this 2835-nucleotide messenger RNA. Its product is annotated as twinfilin-2. The record is from RefSeq and is a predicted model, not a curated record. The transcript has 9 exons. The coding region runs from base 1429 to 2391 and encodes 320 amino acids. Gene Ontology annotation, biological process: actin filament depolymerization; positive regulation of neuron projection development; barbed-end actin filament capping. Gene Ontology annotation, molecular function: actin monomer binding; actin filament binding. Lineage: Eukaryota; Metazoa; Chordata; Actinopteri; Gadiformes; Gadidae. Gene Ontology annotation, cellular component: cytoplasm; myofibril; actin filament.
CGGACCAUCACCAUUCAACGUAUGGGGUGUUGUUGAUCAUCUCAUGGUUUUUACUUUUUACUGUAUAUUAAUAGUAAGCGCCGUUGUUUUAGUAAAAAACUGAAAAAGAAGCGACAUCAUUUCAUAACUGGUUGGAAAACUUUACUCAGGUUGUGUUAUAUGAAGGCCAACAUUAAUUUUACAACACAUUUAUCACUGUCUACAGUGAUCAGGAGGAAGUGUCCCUGGAUCCUAAUGGUAUAGCUUUAGCCUAAGUUAUAAAAAUUUAGCUCAUUAUACCUUUCAGGUUACCCUAAUUUACACACUAUUUUCUUAUGCAGUGGAUCCAAUCAGGACCCUAAUGUAAUAAUUACCAUAUGUGGUUAUGGUUGUUAUUAUUAUGGUUACGACAUAGAUAAAUAAUAGCCAUGACGGAGAAUGAAACAGCUGUUAAGCCGCAGAUAUGCGUACACUGGACAACGUGAUGGCGUACACCGCCAAGAAGGGUUAAUGAAGCAAUCGGUGGGUUCUUGGGCAACCGUGGCGCAACAGAUGAUAACCUUCAGUAACUUCUAAGGCUCCUCAUCCUCCUCGAUUUUCUUCAUUUUCAGAGCUGUCUCCAUGGUUUCCCGAAGUUAUUUCAGGGUCAGCCGACAAAGCAGGCAUGGGUUGUGUAGCGCCAGGCUGCCGUCAGCACACGGUAACCAUUCAGUUUUGAGUGGGAUACUGAAGAGCUCCGGAGUUAUGUGCGCUAUUUGGAACGGCAUGUGACGAGAUGGUUGCUUACCAAUAUCUGGUGCCACACACAUGUUCAUGUUAACGUUGAAACAGGAACAUGAUUGCACCAGUCUGUUUCAACACCGCCCUUGAUUUGUGAGCCUGAAAUCCUCUUUCUCUAGGCCCUCAGAAGCUCCUGAGCCCUUAGCAAUGGAGACAGACACGCGCUACAAAGUCACAAAGACCUCAUUCACCGGCAAUCGAUCAUGACAUCAUUUGUUAACAGAAGUAUGGAGACAGGAGGGCUCAUGGUUUUUGUACCUCACACUAUCCUGCCUUUAAAAGGCUGUAAAAAGAAGGCGAGAGAAUGGCGGACGGAAAGUAUGCAUGUGUGCUAAGAAAUGGAAUGUGUUGGGGCUCAGAAUAGCAACGGCCGCGAGACAGUCAGGAAACCCCCCAUGCAACCCUCGGAACAGGGCUGUGGUCUCUCUCCCUCAGUAAUCAGCUGUGUUGUGAUGCGUUGUCCGUCCCUGAUGGAUGAUCCCAUCACCCGGCGUCGGUUGCUGCCGGUUGUCGUCAUGGCUGACGGAGAAAGGGUGACCUCAUCCAAUCUUAACUGAGCCUCUGAGGUCGCUAAGUUAAGGGACAUUACUAGCCAACUGGGGACAUGGAAGGGGAGACAAGGACACUGGACGAACAAAGACUUGUACCAGUCUCAGUUUGGGGGCCUCAAUGACUUUGGUGCUGGGGGCAUACAGGGAGGUUGAGAAGAGCUGGGACCAGGACUAUGACCGUGUCCUGCUGCCUCUGCUGGAUGAGCAGGACCCCUGCUACAUCCUGUAUCGCCUGGACACUCAGAACGCCCAGGGCUAUGAGUGGAUCUUCAUAUCCUGGUCUCCAGACCAGUCUCCGGUGAGACAGAAGAUGCUCUACGCAGCCACGCGUGCCACCGUGAAGAAAGAGUUUGGCGGCGGCCACGUGAAGGAUGAGUUGUUCGGCACGGUUGAGGAGGACAUCUGUCUGCUGGGCUACCAGCGUCACGUGUCGUCGCUCUCCGCGCCCGCCCCGCUCACACAGGCCGAGCAAGAGCUGCGGCGGAUCAAGCUCACAGAGGGCAGGGUUAAACAGGUGAAGGUAGAGAUCAGUGUAGAGAGCAAGCACCAGACCCUACAGGGAAUCGCUUUCCCACUUCAGGCAACAGCCAGGAGAGCCCUUCAACAACUGGCUCAGAAACGCAUCAACUAUAUCCAACUGAGGUUGGAUGUGGAGAAAGAAACGAUUGAGCUGGUCCACGCCAACCCAACAGACACCUGGGACCUGCCCGGAAGGGUGCCCACCGACACGCCCAGAUACCACUUCUUCCUCUACAAACACUCCCAUGAGGGAGACUACCUGGAAUCUGUCGUGUUUAUCUACUCCAUGCCUGGGUCCAGCUGUAGAAUCAAGGAGAGAAUGUUGUACUCCAGCUGCAAGAGCCGACUUCUAGAAUGCGUUGCUAAAGAUUACCAUUUAGAAGUGGCUAAAAAGCUGGAGAUUGAAAAUGGAGACGAGCUGACAGAAGACUUCCUCUACGAAGAAGUCCAUCCCAAGCAGCAUGCACACAAGCAGGCCUUCGCUAAGCCCAAGGGUCCGGCGGGGAAGAGGGGACACAAACGCCUCAUCCGCGCAACGGGAGAGAGGAAGCAGGAGAGCUAGAGAGAACGUUUGAGCUCAAACCCGUUUCACAGUCCUCCAUGUUAUCAUAUCUUGUGACCCAUUUUGUAGGGUGAAGUAGGGGGCAUGUAAAAGGAUAUGCUUUUUCCAUUUGUAAAUUGUCCACACCCAUGGCAAAGGAUUGCCCUUCAUGAGUUGCAUUAGGGGCAAACACAGAUCUUAUGACUGUUAGCCAUUUCAUGUCACCUCUAAAGUGAUCAUACAUCCAAUCCUUUUACCCCCGUUAAUGUGAAGCAUGGUUAUUCUAAUGUCCAUCAGUUUCUUUGAUUUGUUUGUCUUGUUUUGUACCAUAUAUUGCCCCAGUCCUCUAACUCGAUUGAAAACAAAUAGUUCAGUUCUCUUGUCUUCCCUCCAGUCCAACUUUUGUAUCAUCCAAGUUUAUUAUAAAAAAAAACGAAUGAUUCAAAAUAAAAAAUCGUGUUUGUA